AUGUCUGAUCGAGGCGGACGCGGUGGAGCCUAUCGUGGUGGAGGUGGCGGACGCGGUCGAGGAGACUUUCAAGGAAGCUUCCGUGGAAGUAGAGGAGGUUCGGAUCGUGGUGGCAGAGGAGGGUUCCGAGGUGGCCGUGGAGGAGCACCGCCGAACGAGUCGAGAUCUAAGGUUUUCAGUAUCGAUGGGCGAAUUCCCAGUCCCGACCAAACAGUCACGGAGCUCGAAAAUCGCAUCAUUAGUCAGCAUGAAUCGGCUGUCAAGGGACUCACCACCAAAAUGGGUGCCUUGACUGUCCAGCAAAAGUCGGCCAGCCCCGAUACUUUUCCCGAGAGACCAGCUUUCGGGUCUAGUGGCAAAUCCGUUUUGCUUUGGGCAAACUACUUCCCGGUGCACUUUAAGAUCCCUGUCCUAUACAGAUACGUGCUCAGGGUUACCGAAGAAGUUUCCUCAGCUGCUAAAGGCAAAGAGAAGACCGAAGUCAAGGAUGUUAAGGGCCGAAAACUUCAUCUUGCCAUUGAGCAUCUUCUGAGACACUUCACCUCGACUGAUAAGAGCCGAGCUCUGGCGUCUCAGUUCAAGGACCAAAUUGUUUCGGUUAAACCACUGGAUUUACACAAAAACCCCAUCAGUAUCAGCAUUCCGUCCGAGAAUGAUGAUCGCGAGCCUGAUGUGGUCGACAUCUUGAUUGAUGGGCCCACGGAGAUUCGCAUAUCUGACAUAAUGACGUACACGCAGACUAUGGACGAUCAUGGCGAUAGGAACACUUAUCCCAAGUUCCCAGAGAUGAUUGACGCCUUGAAUAUGAUUCUCGGUCACAACGCUCGUUCGAAACUAGGUGAAAUCACAGCUAUUGGCGGGUCACGUUUUUUCCCGUUCAAUAAGGACUCAACCACCGCCAGUCUCGCACAGGACUAUCACACUCUGAUUGCUGCGCGUGGGUUCUUUCAAUCAGCUCGACUGGCUACUGGCCGCCUUCUUCUGAACACCAACGUCACUCAUGGUGUUUUUCGAGUUGCCGGCAAAAUGGACCAACUCAUGAAGUCCCUCGCUAUUCAGCAGGUGGCUCGUGAUGAUCACAGAUUGAAGAGGCUUGUUGGUGCCUUUGCCAAGUUUUUGCCCAAGGCCAGAGUGUGGGUGACUUUUACCAUUGCUGAUGGAACCAAAGUCCGCAGGAGCAAAGCUCUUCAAGGCCUUGUGACCAAGAUAACAGCGUCAACUGCUGAGGGGCCCAACCGUCCAACAAUCAACAUGGAUUAUGAGUAUCCGGGGCCUAAGAAUGUCAGGUUCUGGCUUGAAGAAGAAAGCCGUUUCAUUUCUGUUCACGAUUACUAUAAGAGGAAAUAUGGCAUGACACUCCAGGACUUCCCUGUUCUGAAUCUCGGCACUCCUAAACGCCCGUCAUUUUUCCCGGCCGAAGUAAUUGAGAUCCAGCCUGGUCAGAGUGUAAGAGCAAAGCUCACUGGCGAAGAAACGACCGCCAUGCUUGCCUUUGCGUGUCGCACCCCAUAUGAAAACGCGCUGUCCAUAUCUAGCGAUGCCCGAAACGUCCUUGAGUACGACGGCAAUGAGACUCUUCAGAAGUUUGGUGUUACUGUUGACAAGAAUCUUGCUACUGUUAACGGACGAGUCCUUAAUGUUCCGGCCGUGGCUUACAUCGAUGCUACUAAGAAAAAGAUUUCUGUCAACCCUUUUAACGGAUCUUGGAACAUGAGGGCCGUCAAGGUCGUCAAGAAGGGCGACAUGAUUUCUCGAUGGACAUAUAUGAAUUUACUCUCCCGAGACACUGAUAGGCAAGUCGGUCUUGAGACCAUGGAAGACUUUGCCAAGUUCAUGGCUAAUGACCUGGGCAUGAACAUCGCCAAGUCACCUGUUCGGCUACCGAAGCAUUUCAUGACCAAGGAUGGAGCCCUGUAUGGCCCAGGCUUAGUAAACUUUUUCAAAUGGGCUGAGGACAACAAAAUCCAGUACAUUAUGUUUAUCCUGGGCCAGAAAGACAGUGGUGGGCUCUAUACUAAGAUCAAGCGCCUGGGAGACUGUGUACAUGGCAUUCACACAAGUUGCCUCGUUGCCAAACACUUAUUCAAGGAGAAAAACUUUUCCUACUAUAGCAACGUUGGCCUCAAGAUCAAUCUCAAGUCUGGUGGUGUCAAUCACAAGCUUACCAAUGACUUUGGGCUUCUGAAGGAGGGGAAGACAAUGCUAGUUGGUUACGAUGUCACUCACCCGACAAAUAUGAAUGUCGUAAAGGGCAACGAACCCCCUAGUCUCGUUGGUCUCGUCGCUUCUGUCGACCAAGAUCUUGGCCAAUGGCCCGCUAUGGCAUGGGAGCAAAAGUCCAAGCAAGAAAUGCUUGGUAGCACCCUUACUGAUGCAUUCAAGUCCCGCUUGAGCCUGUGGCGAGCCCAUAAUAACAAGACACUUCCUGAAAAUAUCGUUAUUUUCCGCGAUGGUGUUUCAGAAGGCCAAUUCGCACAGGUCAUUGACCAGGAAUUGCCCAUGAUCAGAGACGCUUGCCGCCAGACAUACCAAUCUGGCAAGCAGCCAAAGAUAUCAAUCAUUGUCUCCGUCAAGCGGCAUCAAACGAGGUUCUACCCAACAAACACGGAAGACAUGUCUCGCUCCGGUAACGUCAAGAACGGCACUGUUGUCGAUCGCGGCAUUACACUCGCCCCAUACUGGGACUUUUUCCUGACCGCACACGAGGCCUUGCAGGGAACGGCUCGGCCAGCACACUAUACUGUACUGCUGGACGAGGUAUUCAGGUACAAGUACGGCGAACGAGCGGCCAACGAGCUGGAGCGCCUGACUCACGAGCUCUGCUACUUGUAUGGGCGAGCCACCAAGGCUGUGAGCAUUUGCCCGCCAGCCUACUACGCGGAUAUAGUGUGCGAGCGUGCUCGUGCUCAUCGUCCGGAAUACGACGUCAGCGACGUUGAAAGUGUCUCGACCUCUACGUCGUCAGAGUCAUCGGGUGCGGGGAGUAUCAGGCAGGUCCAUAAGUCGUUGAGGGAUACUAUGUAUUAUAUCUGA
Molecule: messenger RNA, 3033 nt
Organism: Metarhizium brunneum ARSEF 3297
Lineage: Eukaryota; Fungi; Ascomycota; Sordariomycetes; Hypocreales; Clavicipitaceae
Gene: AGO10
Product: Protein argonaute 10
Biological process (GO): regulatory ncRNA-mediated post-transcriptional gene silencing
Molecular function (GO): RNA endonuclease activity; protein binding; single-stranded RNA binding
Source: RefSeq, a predicted model, not a curated record